AUGCUACUAUUUCACGAUUUCCGAUCAUUUCUCCACUAUCUGUCUCUCUUGUUCAUCUAUUACCAUGGAAUACUAAGAUCACAAGCAGUGCCUAUUGCUGGUGCAUUGGUUCCAUCACGUGUACAAAAUUUUCGAGCUCGAUACGAUCAUUCAACGGAUUCAAUUUAUAUUCAAUGGUCAUAUCCAGAAGAGGUACAAAGCAAAGUACAACCGGAAUUUGUGGUUCGUUACCGAAUUACCAAUCGUCCUGAUGGUUUCUCCGAAUUUGAUUGGAAGUACUCACAAGUCGGAACCAAAUUAGAAGCAAGGUUGGAUUUAGAUGAAGUACGAAAUGGUGAUGAGCUCCAGGCACAGGUUCGUGCCGAGCGCCCUGACGGAAUAAUCUUAGAAGAUUGGUCACAAUCUUUGCUGAUCUCGAUAACCAAACGUGUUCUCAUUGAUGGUGUUUCGACAGCUGAUGAUGAUCUGUUGCCACCGCUUAAUUUUCAAGCUCAUAUAUUAAGCGCAUCAAAGGUACGCCUGGAAUGGACUCCACCUUCCAAAGCUUCAUCAAGUGCAAGUCAUUAUUACGUCGUGAAUGUGAAGCAGUUGACAUCCGCGGAUAGAACGCCACUGCUUCGACAACAGGUUAAAGUUCAAUCGAAUAGUUUCACUUUGGAUAAUUUGAAACCGGGUCAGCGAUAUGAAUUGACAAUACGGACUGCUUCAAGUCCAGAACGUGUUUCCACCGUGGCAGCUAUUGUGGAAAUCACAAUGCCAAGAGAAAAUGAAUAUUUCGAAGUGGGCAAUUUGAUCAUUAGUUCACAUUUCAAAGAAUCAGGUCAUGGUACCGUUAAUUUGACUUGGGAAGUGCCGGAAAAAAUGCAGAAUCUAAUUCAAUCCUAUGAUCUCGAAUACUCAGAAGCUGGUACAGAGGACUGGCACCAGUUGCAGUUCAACAGUUCACAUCCAUUUGUGAGCUUAACCACUUUGAAAAGUGAUACAGAGUAUCUAUUGAAAAUUCAAACACAUCUCGCUAAUAAUCUAACAACUGAAAGUGGGCAGUUCAGAUUUCGGACACCAUCCGUUGUAAAGAAUCCAAUCAAAAAAGUGGAUGUCAUUUAUGCGCAUGAAAUUGAUGGUAUACGAUUGCAGUGGACAUUGGAAAAUUUUUUAUCCGCAAGUCUUAUUGAUGGAUAUAAUGUUUACGUAUCCGAUAAUCCAGAUCUUCCGGAUGCUGAGUGGUCGUAUUAUCCGGUAAGUGGGUCUGAGUUCCCAAAUAAUGCCUUUGGGAGUGGGACUAAUUCACUCGUACUUCGUGAUUUACUACCCAGUCAUACAUAUUAUGUACGGAUAAACGUUCGAAAGAAGGAUGGUGAAGUAUUGCGCGCACCAAGCAUUUACCGAUUCAAAACGAUGGAACGUGGCGAACUUCUCGAACGUCGUGAGGGGAACACAUUAUCAUAUCAGUUGUUAUCACCUGGACGUGUUCAAAUUACAUGGACAUAUCCUAGUUCCAUUUUACCUGUCGUCACAGGUUCUUCAAUUAUGUAUGCAGAAAGUAAUUCUUUAGCAACAAAGCAAUGGGAGCGUAUUAAUUUAGUCAAUCCGCUACAGAAUUCCGUUGUUCUUGAGCAACUGAAGCCAAACUCACACUAUUUCGUUCGCAUUUUGCCGCAGAUUAACAAUACCUUUUACGAUGAGAGCAUUAUCGAUACGUUCGAAAUUAGAACGGGACCAGAAAGCGUGUUUUUGAAUCAUAUGAAAUUCUCUCAUACUGGCGAUACUAAUUCACGAAUAUUGUUGUCACAUGAAAAACAGCAAGGAAGUAUGAUGACAAGAUGGGGAAAUGGGAAGUUGGUGUUAAGUGCAUGCAAUCCAGAUUCCAUCAAGAACGAAUGUUUCUGGGAUGAACGAUGUGUAUCAAUAAACGAGGGUCAUUUCCGUGGUUUAUGUAUUCCGAGACCGUUGCGUAAUGCUAUCAUCAAUAAUUAA
Molecule: messenger RNA, 1974 nt
Organism: Cercopithifilaria johnstoni
Lineage: Eukaryota; Metazoa; Nematoda; Chromadorea; Rhabditida; Onchocercidae
Source: the annotation of a GenBank genome assembly